UCUGUGGCAUACUUCCACUUAGAGACGAGAACCGUGAAAAAUGUGAAUAACAUAAACACAAGAAAUAUAGUGAUAACCAUAUCGCUCCGGACCAUCUAUUGCGGCUUUCUGUUAGUAGCUGACCAGUCUUUCGGGGGCGCAUCUAAGGAUUGUAUCUAGUAAGUCAGUGGGAAGUUUACCAUUAUUUUGAGUGAAGAGACUUUGGAUGGAAUGGUUCUCUUUCUGAAGUUUCUGAAGUAACUGGUAUUGCUACACUAACCUACAUCGCUGUCCGUAGGUACCUCAAUUGCUUCGUGAGCACAUGCUUAGUCACUUUAACGCUAAUGGUGCUAACAUGGAGCGCCGGUUUCUAAGGCCAAUCAACACCAAUAUAUCAGACAUAUACGAGUGCGAUUUUCCUACGUCAUUUUUCUCUGCCGAAGAUGUGAGUGUCCCCAGUUCUCCGGAGACUCACCAACCAAGUAUCAGUCCUGACAAUCAUAACAGUUCCACACUAAGACUUGAACGUAAUCACAUUCUGCAUUCCAUACGUUGUGUUAAAAGGAGUAGUGAAUCAACAGAAGAUGUGGAGGCAUUCGAAGCGGAUAUCUCCCCCGGAAAAGUAGAUGUGGCUGUACAAGUCAAAGAAAUAAUUUUCCCAAGGAAACGUGCGAAAACUUACAAGUUACAGUUGGUGGCAUGUGGAGCGCUGCUAAUGUUAGUUUUGAUAGUUGGUAUGACGUUCAUUUUGGGGAUAUUUGUGCGAUGGAUGUAGUUCCUUGAAUCAAUAAAGUAUUAAUUCUGUC
This is a messenger RNA of Hermetia illucens (black soldier fly), 785 nucleotides long. RefSeq lists its product as uncharacterized. The transcript has 2 exons. Lineage: Eukaryota; Metazoa; Arthropoda; Insecta; Diptera; Stratiomyidae. The coding region runs from base 302 to 754 and encodes 150 amino acids. The record is from RefSeq and is a predicted model, not a curated record.